UUGAGGACUACUUAUAACGAAAGAAGUAGAACUAGCCCAGCUAACAGAAGUGACUGUUGCGGCCGAGCCAGCGGACAUGCGGGCAGAGACAAAAAAGCACAGCCACGACGUGUACAAGAGGCUGCUGUCGUCCGAGCCCGAGGCAAGCUUUUGUGUCAACUGCCCUGGCACCAUCUUGCCAGACGGCUUGACUCUUGCGUAAUUUCGUCACCAUCUUCUGAUGACUUGCACCCCAGGCUUUGGUUGCCAGGAGGACAAAGAUGCGAUGCCUUUUGGCCGGUCAGUCGGUCGACCUCGCUCGGGGUUUGUGUAAGGUUGCCGACUCCAGAGGCUUGUCCCGUCGUGACGUCGAGAAGAUGUCCCGCUGACGGUGUCCUGUCGAAGGUGUGUCUCGAAGGCGAGAGCGACGGUGACGACGUUGGUUUGUGUGCUGCCUCAGUGGAAAUACCCGAGACGGGAUGA
Messenger RNA from Protopolystoma xenopodis, 462 nucleotides. The record is from the annotation of a GenBank genome assembly. Lineage: Eukaryota; Metazoa; Platyhelminthes; Monogenea; Polystomatidea; Polystomatidae.